AUGUUGAUUUAUUUAAUACUCAUUUCAUUAGUCAAAGGAAACUGGCACGAUGCUCUAGAAGAAGACAACUUUGAAGCAAGUACCUGUGGAAAAUAUCAAUGUGCACCUUCCACUGCUACAGUCCCUUCAGGAUAUUGUGGAACAGUCACAAAUGUAAACGUUUUCAACUUGAAAGCUUGCCCAACAUCAGGAACAAGCACUUUUUGCAAUACUACAACAUUACAAUGCACAGCAGCCCCAGCCAGUUCUGCAUUAGCUUCUUAUCCAGGCGAGCCUUGCACAAGUCAAUCUGACUGCAAAUAUGGAACUUGCACAAGCAAAAAAUGCGUUGGGGUCGCAAAGAAUGGAAAAUGCACAACACAUGCCCAAUGCGCUCCUGGAUUGAGAUGCGCGCCUGGUGGGACUUGCACUGCCCAAUUGGCAAUUGGAACUACAGGGUGUAGAGACUACCAAGAUUGCGUAAAUUGGGCUGGCUGCAAUGCUACUUAUACAAGCACAAAUGGGACGUGCACCUCUUAUGCAACCCUAAGUAAUGGAGCAGUUGUGACUGACUGUGUUAAUGGAUGGUCUCAUUUAUGUAAAAGCGGAUUUUGCUCAAAUACUCAAAGUUGGUAUGGAAAUAUCGGAAUAUGCCAAUCUGCUCCAACAAGUGUAAAAACUCUUCCUGUAAGUUGUAUAAUUUAUGCACCAAAAUGGAUUGCUAUAACCCCCAGCAGAAUACUGACAAGAAAAAAAUAUGAUCCGGGGCACCGCCUUAUGCAAUCUAAGCCUGAUUAGGCAUCUUGGAUCCUAAACGGAGAUUUGUCAUUUUCGUUUUUACUUUUCAAAAAAGUUGGCAAGCACACAUUAAUCUUCAAAAUUAAAAUGGAUGAUUAAUAAUGAUCGAACAAAUUCAGGGGUAUACACAAGAUACUGACUGUGUUGGAACCGAUGGGACAAAUUUUUAUUUAGGUCAAUGCACCUGUGGCUAUAAUAGCGCUGGAACUUCUUAUUGCAGCUCUUUUAUUGGAGAUGCGCCUGGAGUUUUGCUUAUACAGACCUGGCUUAAGACGUUAAAACUCACAACCUCAUGCAACACUGGCAGAAGGGCUAGUAGCGCUUGCAUGUCUUUAAUUGGCAAAACCACCUUAAUGAAGCAAGUAAAUUUUGGCUUUGCGCACUACCCAUUAACUAUUAACAACGACGCAUGUAUAAAAUCUAUAUACACUCCUGCCUAUUGGGGUUUAUCGCUAUCAGAAGAAUUUGAUACUUUUGAAUAA
Molecule: messenger RNA, 1259 nt
Organism: Blepharisma stoltei
Lineage: Eukaryota; Ciliophora; Heterotrichea; Heterotrichida; Blepharismidae
Source: the annotation of a GenBank genome assembly